Molecule: messenger RNA, 2502 nt
Organism: Vitis riparia (riverbank grape)
Lineage: Eukaryota; Viridiplantae; Streptophyta; Magnoliopsida; Vitales; Vitaceae
Product: anaphase-promoting complex subunit 5-like
Exons: 17
Coding region: 328-2223 (631 amino acids)
Biological process (GO): anaphase-promoting complex-dependent catabolic process; positive regulation of mitotic metaphase/anaphase transition; protein K11-linked ubiquitination
Cellular component (GO): anaphase-promoting complex
Source: RefSeq, a predicted model, not a curated record
AAUAAGUCUGCUCCGUUUCUCAUGCAAAACCUUAGAAAAGCCCAUUGAGGUUGCAGCGGAGCAGCAGAGGUGAGAAAUGGCAGCGAUGUUGAACCCGCCGGGCAGUUUCAGCGUAACGCCGCACAAAGUGUCAUUGUGCAUGCUUCUCCAGAUCUACGCUCCUCCAGCUCAAAUCACGCUCCCUUUCCCCUUCCCCUUCUCCUCCGUCGCUCAGCACAACUGCCUCGGCAUGUUCUUGCUCGCACUCACCAAGAUAUUGAGGUUUCUGCUGAACUGAAAUUCAAGCACAGAGAGAAAACUGGAGAAGCUAGUUCAUUUGCACACCAUAUGAAAGAUACAUUGAGAGGUAUCGAUCCCAAUGGUGGGAUAUUCCUACGUACAAACUGGCAGAUACAAGGAUACUUAUGUGAGCAAGCUGAUGCCAUUGAGAAGCAUAGCAAGUCGUUUCCUUUAAAUGCCUUUGAAUCUAUUCUAAGGCAGCUUCAGAAACUGGCACCAGAAUUACAUCGUGUUCACUUCUUGCAUUACGUGAAUAACCUUUAUCAUAAUGAUUAUCCUGCUUCAUUGGAGAAUCUUCACUGCUACUUUGAUUAUAGUGCAGGGGCAGAAGGAUUUGAUUUUGUUCAACCUACUUCAUUUGCUAGCAAUAGUUUUGGAAGAUAUGAGAUUGCUUUGUUAUGUUUGGGAAUGAUGCAUUUUCACUUUGGGCAUCCUAAGCAGGCUUUAGAGGUUUUAACUGAAGCAGUUCGUGUUUCUCAACAGCAAAGUAAUGAUACUUGUCUUGCCUACACUUUAGCAGCUAUCUGCAACCUACUGUCUGCAAUUGGCAUCUCAAGCACAACUGGGAUUCUUGGAUCAUCAUAUGGACCUGUGACCAGUAUAGGAACUUCAUUGUCCAUACAGCAACAGUUGUUUGUGCUUCUGAGAAGGUCUUUGAAGAGAGCAGAUAGUUUAAAGUUAAAACGAUUAAUGGCUUCAAAUCGUCUUGCAAUGGCUAAAUUUGAUUUAACACAUGUGCAAAGACCGUUGCUGUCAUUUGGUCCCAAAGCUUCCAUGAAGCUUAAGACAUGCCCAGUUAAUGUUUGCAAGGAACUGCGGCUGAGUUCUCAUUUGAUUAGUGAAUUUGGCACUGACAGUUCUAUAAUGAUAACUGAUGGUGCCUUCAGUACAGCAUGGCUUAAGAAUUUACAAAAACCAAUGGGCUCAUUAGUUUUGUCUCUAGAGAAUGCAUCUGGAGCCAAUUCCAAUGCUUUCAAUUUCUGUGCACAGCCAAAUUCAAUUCCUGGAUCUGUAUUGCAAUUAUUGGGUUCUUCAUACCUUCUCUGGGCCACUGCAUGGGAGAUAUAUGGAAGUGCCCCUCUUGCUCGAAUCAAUGCACUGGUUUAUGCAACUUUCUUUGCCAAUGCUUCAAGCUCAGAAGAUGUUGCUUUAGCAUAUACAAUGCUUAUCCAACAUUUAGCAGUAUUUAAAGGACACAGAGAGGCCUUUGCUGCUCUUAAGCUAGUGGAGGAGAAGUUUUGUUCCAUCUCAAAGUCACGAAUCCUGUUACUAAAACUGCAGCUGCUCCAUGAGUGUGCUUUACACCUGGGACAUCUGAAACUAGCCCAACAAGUAUGCGAUGAACUUGGAGUUCUGGCAUCCUCUGUAACCGGUGUGGAUAUGGAACUGAAGACAGAAGCAAGCCUUUGCCAUGCUCAUACAUUGCUUGCAGCAAAUCAGUUUGGCCAGAAAUCAGGCAAUGCUGUUUUAGGCCUUCCGUAUGCAUUGGCUAGCCUUUCAUUUUGCCAGUCAUUUAACUUGGAUCUUCUCAAAGCAUCAGCCACUCUCACACUAGCUGAGUUGUGGCUCUUGCUUGGAUCAAACCAUGUAGAAAGGGCUUCAAUCCUUGUACAGGGGGCUCUUCCGAUGAUUCUUGGUCAUGGAGGUUUGGAGCUUCGUGCUCGGGCCUAUAUUGCUGAAGCAAAAUGCUAUUUAUCAAAUCCUAGUUUCUCAGUUUUUGAAAAUUCUGAGGUUGUGCUGGAUCCUUUAAGGCAAGCUACUGAAGAGCUUGAAGUUUUGGAGUAUCAUGAAUUGGCGGCUGAGGCUUUCCACUUGAUGGCCAUGGUAUUUGAUAAAUUGGGGCAGCUAGAAGAAAGGGAAGAAGCUGCAGCUUCAUUUAUGAAAUAUAUCAAGGCUCUCGAAAAUCCUCAGGACGAGCAAGAUCCUCUCUUCAAUAUCCACUGAAGAUUGCCAAAGCUGCACAUAUAUAUAUUAUAUAUAUAUAUAUAUAUAUAUAUAUAUACACACACACAUAUAUAGAUAUGUAAGAAAGUUGUAUCUUGAAUUACCCUUGAAUGUCUUGCCUUAAGCAUCCAAUAUGUUUCUCUUGGAAAGACCAUGUAAACUACUUGUAAAUUAUAGGGCAUUUUAUGUCUUAAUGUAAUCGUUCUUCAAUUGUUGUCACUUUUAUACUUGGCAUUUUUUGUUGAUAAAUUAGUGGAUGACAUAAUAUUAAAAAUUGAA